UUACAUUUUUUCUCUUUCAUACAUCUAUUUUAUUCACAUAAUAUCGUUUUCUUAUUUAGUGAUAUUUUUUGUUACCAAAUUUAACGUUAACGUUUGGCGCGGCUUAAGACGCCGCGUUACGUCAUAUUUUAUCUGGGCGGAAAUGCAAUGAUCAUAACAAAUUUAAACACGUUCAUACAGUUUAUAAGCAUCACGACGAUACAUUUAAAACGCCGCAAUAGUUGAGAAUCGUUCCACGUUUGACGUUUCACGUUUCCCGUUAAUAAACGCAUUCUCACUUACACUGGCGUCGUGUGUUUAUAAUUCUCAACUAGAGUUUAACAACUGUCAAGUCGAAGGUUAAAGACCUACUGAGCAGAAGGUGGAAAUGGAUUCUAAAAGGUUUCCUGACGCGAUGAAGUCGCGAACUGCACACCUUAGUCAGCUGACGAAAACAUUUAAUGAACUGGAACGUUUAAUGUUAUCACCAGAAAAUUACGACAAAGUACAUGAAAUGUACAAUAAACUUUGUGAGAAAUAUGAACAUUUCAAGGCAGCACAUAUUCUAUGUAUUGAUAUGUGUGAGGAUACAGAAAAGUUGAACUCAAUGGAAAGUAAUUUUACCAGUCAAGUUAAGAACUUUGCUGAGUUUAGUGAACGCUAUUCAGAGUGGAAAAAAUCUGUGAACAAUACAGAAGAUUGUAUUUCAGUGAACAGUCGUGUUACGAAUAAUUCGUCAGUGCGUUCGUCACGAUCUGAAAUGCUUAGUGCUAAAGCAAGGAAAUUAGUUGCUGAACAGAAAUUAAAGACUUUGAUAGAAAAGCAGCGCAUUGACAAACAACAACGAAAGUUGCAACGUGAACGGGAGGAGCUUGAAGAACGUAAACAAUUACUUGAUGUGCAAAGUGAAAUUGAUCAAGCUCAGGUUGAAGAGGCAGUAUGGCAGCAAGACGCAAUGUUUCCGGCUCCGGUGGUAACAACUGACAUACCACAAACCAACACCGCUACACACAUAAACAGCGGUAGUCGUGCAGACGACAUUCAUAUGACGACAGUCGUUCAUUCACAAAAAUACCGGAUGUGAUGUUAAAUAAAGACGUUAGCAGUACUGCGCGUAGUAUCGGAUACAACGAAGAAAGACUUAAUGCAGACAAUUAUCAUCUAUGUAACAGGAGGGAGGUUUCCGGAAACCAAGUACCAGUAUGCGACGUUUCCAUGGAUACUUCUGAUACAGCAGUAAGCUAUAGAACCAACACCAAAGGUAAGGUGACUAGCGAUAUCAGUAGCAUCGACAUGGCAUUCAACAGACUAGCGUCUACAUUACAGAAAGGGUUUAAUUUGCCUAAACCUGAAUUAUUGACAUUUAC
This is a messenger RNA of Ruditapes philippinarum (Manila clam), 1346 nucleotides long. RefSeq lists its product as uncharacterized. The transcript is spliced from 2 exons. Lineage: Eukaryota; Metazoa; Mollusca; Bivalvia; Venerida; Veneridae. The record is from RefSeq and is a predicted model, not a curated record. Bases 368 to 1063 code for a protein of 231 amino acids.